AUGUCAGAAUUUCGCCAUUAUUCAGCAUUAGCUGCUCUGAGUAUAGGAGUCAUGUUUUAUCCAGUUUGUAUGAGAAUUGAGUAUUGUAGUAUACGGACUGAAAGUAUGUUACAGCGGGAUCGCGGUAUACGACAUGAGUUUUGGCAUGGAAAGGCAUCCCAAUGGUUGUGGCCUUACGGCCAUGGCAACGACCAGGAGGCAAUCAAGAAGGUGUUGAAAGUCAGCUGGGAUUGGAUUCUUUUCCAACUUGAUUAUUCCAUUAAAUCGUCCUUUUCUUGCACAAUUGAUCAUCGAUUGUGUCCAUCGAUCGUUAUUGGUAAUAAGACGAUAACGCCGCCAUUUUUUACCCAUUUAACUUGCAAGUCAUGCAAACAUGCCUUAAGCGAUGAACCAUCGUAUUCAACAAGCUUGUUGAUUGUCAUGAUGGCAUUUCUACAACACUAUUUUUGGAUACCGUUGAAAGUGGAUGACUGUCUGUGUGUGGAUAGCAUGGAAGAAAGAACGCCAGAGGACGACAACAUGUUUAGUCAAGAUAGUUUGUUGAUCAACAUCGACAACAGUUGGAUCAUCAUCGUCGACCGAUCUUGUAGGUUGUGUAAAAAAUGGAGUACAACCUGGGCGAUGGGAGAACCCUUUCAAUGUGUAUUUUGCGGGCUCUUAUUCAAACUUGUUCCUUGCCAUCGUUUCCACGCAUUUUAUCAACGAUCUAUCAAGCCUAAUGGCAAUGGAGGAUUAGACUAA
Messenger RNA from Trichoplax adhaerens, 741 nucleotides. RefSeq lists its product as uncharacterized. NCBI's taxonomy places the organism in Eukaryota, Metazoa, Placozoa, Uniplacotomia, Trichoplacea, Trichoplacidae. The transcript is spliced from 5 exons. The record is from RefSeq and is a predicted model, not a curated record. Bases 1 to 741 code for a protein of 246 amino acids.